Messenger RNA from Vitis vinifera (wine grape), 735 nucleotides. Its product is annotated as anther-specific proline-rich protein APG-like. The transcript has 2 exons. The record is from RefSeq and is a predicted model, not a curated record. NCBI's taxonomy places the organism in Eukaryota, Viridiplantae, Streptophyta, Magnoliopsida, Vitales, Vitaceae. The coding region runs from base 1 to 735 and encodes 244 amino acids.
AUGGCGCGAACGCGAGGAGCUAAGUCUUCAUCUCCUUCGAACCGCAAAAAGACGCUGCGAAAGGAGCCACUUCUAGAUUCUGCUCCAGAGCCUUCGUCGUCAAAACCAAUUCCACCUCCGGCGAAGCCCGCGCCACCAAAGCCACCGGCAAGACGAUAUUUAACCAGGUCAGGAGGUCGACCAUUACAAAAGAAGCCAAGGGUUGAGAGCUCAGAACCCAUCGAUUUGACUGAACAAUCCCUUGAGCAAUCCCCAGAGCAGUCACCGGUUCAAACUCCGGUAUCCUCACCAAAUCCUUCUUCAGUUGCAACCCCAGUUCCCUCGCCAGUUCAGUCGCCGGUACCAUCUCCGGCGCCGCAAAAAAAAUUGAAGAAGUCUCAAGCGCCACUUCCAGAGCCCCAAAUUCAAUCUGAAGUAGCUCCGGAAGAAGUGAUCAGAAGGCCAAUGCUAACUCAGCCCCCAAUAGAGGGAAAUUUGGAUUGUCGAUCUUGGCCAUUCCAUUCCGACUUGUGUUUCGAUAUAGCAGCAUUCCAAGUGAGGCCGGAGCUAGCCCAAUCAUUCCAGCUGCUGAGGAGGUACCAUAUGGAGCAUCUGCUAGCUCCAAGAGAUUUUUUUCUACCCCCGGAUAGCAAUGGAUUUCUACCAAUCCAUGACAACCAAAGAGAGUCUCAUCCUCCAGAGCCUGAAACCCCAGCUGAUGCACCUACUGAAGAGGCAGCAGAUCCAUCUGCCUAG